Penicillium angulare is the source of this 684-nucleotide messenger RNA. RefSeq names its product class I SAM-dependent methyltransferase. NCBI's taxonomy places the organism in Eukaryota, Fungi, Ascomycota, Eurotiomycetes, Eurotiales, Aspergillaceae. The record is from RefSeq and is a predicted model, not a curated record. The coding region runs from base 1 to 684 and encodes 227 amino acids. The transcript has a single exon.
AUGACUGAACCUAUCGACAGCCAUCAAAUCAAGGCUAAUAUGAAAAAAGCCUAUGAUGAAAUCUCUCCCUUCUACUUGAAAUGGACAGAGUCUUCUCACGCAACGCGCCUGUCUUAUGUUGAUAUUAUGCUUAAGUCCAUCAAUACUCAAACCGGCACCCAUCAAAAAUCUAUACUUGAGCUAGGCUGUGGGGCCGGAGUUCCAGUCACCCAGCUCCUAGCUUCCCAGGAACAUACCAGUGUUACUGCAAAUGACAUCUCCGAAACUCAAAUUGCCUUAGCAAAGGAGCGCCUCCCUGCAUCCGUGGACCUUAUACAAGGCGACAUGAUGAACUUGGGAUUUGGUCACCAACAAUUCGAUGCAGUCUUGGGAAUGUAUUCAAUUUCUCAUAUACCACGUGAUGAGCAGACUGUUCUCCUUACUCGCAUCUUUGACUGGCUCAAGCCUGGAGGACAGCUUCUGGCGAAUUUCCCAGAAACAAAUUUUGAAGGCUCAACUAAUGAAUCCUGGCUCGGCGCUACAAAUGGGGCCGUGUAUUGGAGUAGCUGGGGAAGAGAAAAAUUAGUCCAGGUUUUGAGGGAUAUUGGCUUCGACAUUAAGAUUGAUGAGGUCGUUGUGGAUUCGGAAGAAACCGAUGGAGUUUCGCGGGAUGUUCCCUUUCACUGGAUCUUAGCCAAGAAGUGA